This is a messenger RNA of Botrytis deweyae, 2364 nucleotides long. RefSeq lists its product as uncharacterized. The record is from RefSeq and is a predicted model, not a curated record. Gene Ontology annotation, molecular function: protein binding. Lineage: Eukaryota; Fungi; Ascomycota; Leotiomycetes; Helotiales; Sclerotiniaceae. Bases 1 to 2364 code for a protein of 787 amino acids. The transcript is spliced from 2 exons.
AUGUCUACCCCCAAUGCCGAAUCGUCCGAUAUCUCACCGGAUGAGUGCGAGCGCUGUUUUGCCUUUUUACAGACCUUCCACGGACAAGAGUUUCUACAAGCAUGUUACGAGGAACGCGAAGAACGAAAACGUAUCAGCAAACCAAAUACCAUUCACGGAAAACUCUUGAAACUCUCUGAAGUUCGGAAGCAUCAUGAAUGGGAAGCACACAAACGCGAUAUCUUCUUCUACUACAUGCGAAAUUUUAGCUCCGCAGGCAUAUUACGAGAGAUCACUGCCACAGGCUACCGGUUCUCAAGUCAAUCACCGCGAACUUGUGAUAACAGAUUAGAGGCAUGGGGCUACCCUCUUAAUCCACAUUCCAGGCAGAUAUUUUUGAGUCGAUUGCGAGAGGAAGCAGCAGCUUGGGAGAGAAAAAUUCAACUUGACCUUCAGAAUGGUCUCUCGGAAGUAUCUGACCUAUCGAAUUUAGAAACAGUUGCUUGUCCCAGUCAUAUCCGCCUCAAUGUAUUCAACACACCAUUUGGAUUUGGAGAUUCUCCAACUCUUGGCACGACUAAAGGAAAGACAAUAACCGAUGUCAUAGAACCACUUGACCACAAAGCGUCGAAAUCCAUUAUGCCACAAGGCUCUACAAUUUUGGACCAUACUUUCCAAUUGGAUAGUGUUUCGCCGAGAAAUUUUGACGAAUUUACCAAUGGGCAGAUUCCAAUGGACACUUGCUUGCCUUCUUCGGCAAGUUCAUUCAUCUCACAGGAAGUCAUUGGCUGGGCCGAAAGUCAAAACAAUAACGAUGUAUCUCCCGAAUAUAUCAACCCCAGCGUAUUAACUGCACCAAUCUCGUCUGUCAAAUCUGAUACCGAUUCUGGCUAUUACUCGAUGGAAGUGGUAGAGAAACUCUUAGGAUAUCAAGAAAUAGAUGAUGAUAUACAAGAGGAACAGGAGGCCUCUGUUGAUGGAGACUUUGACAUGGUUGACCCUAGACCUGAUAGUCCGGAUCAAGCGUAUUACCAACUCUUCGAUGCUAACUCCAUGAUUCCAUCGAAUGAAAUGAACUCUCUUCUACGGCAGAAGCUAGAUUCUCCACGCCGAUCAUCUAUACUACACACGAUUCCUUGCAGAAAUGAUCACAUGGAUAUUGCACUCGGCAAGAGAACUGUAUGCGAAUGUGGGGUCACUCAAGUCCAUGCUGUUUGCCUCUGCAUGAUCGAUUUACCUGACCAUCAAAUUCUCACAAUACUAGGACAUGUCUUCAACAAAGACAAGAUUGAUGGGGCAGGGAAUACUCCACUCCACUAUGUUGCAGCAGCUGGGCGAAAGGAUGUCCUUGAGUACAUGAUUGCGUCUGGCAUUGACCCAGGACGAUUAAACACUAUUGGCCAGAGCUUCUUACAUGUUUUGGACGCCAGCCGUUUUAGUGAUGAUUUGAUUAACUUCCUUGAGAUGUUCAAAGAUAGCGGUUUACUAGAGCAACGUGAUCAUAAUGGUCGAACGGUGCUGCAUGGUCUUCUUCGAAAUCCAAUACUGCCUCAUGUGUAUCAUGACCUAGUAGAUUUCUACGGACCCGAAAGAGUAAUACAAUUCUCGCUUCGGGAUAAUCAAGGUCUGACAGCAGCACAACAUAUACGAAAUGUUGCCCAAGCUCAAAAUCCUUAUGCAUCAUAUGGCCAUGUCGGCUACGCGCAAGCUAUAGUAGUCUACGAAAAUAUCGCCAAUCGAUUCAUUACACAGACUGAAAUCCCUGGUAACUCUAUUGAGGAGACACAAAACCGUAUUGCGGUUCUUAGAAAUUCCAACCCCAACGUGGCGGAUUCCGUUCCGAACACCGAGGAUAGUACGGGUAGCAAUGCCCUCCAUUGCUUGGUCCUACCACCCAGAACUUGUACUCUGGAAGAUACCGAAAGACGCCUCGAUAGGCUGAAGCAAUACAUAUUUUUCGGAGCAGAUAUCAAUCAUUAUGAUCAAGCCGGUAGAACACCACUUCUCGCAGCCAUCAUCGAACCUACUUCUCCCACAAAUGAAUCCGCCACCAAAGCGAUCGUCGAAUUACUUUGCCAGAGCGGUGCUAAUAUCUAUCAAAAGGAUCGAGAUGGCCACACUGCAUUAUAUCACGCGAUACGCAAAGGUUAUUGUGACUGUGUUGCCAUUCUACUUCAACACGGAGCCCAUGUGAAUUGCAGAGCCCCAAAUGGACGCAGCUAUCGAACGGCUGCGCAGGAUUAUUUGCAGGAACAUCUAUCGGCAAGUGAUCAGGAAGGGUUUGAUAAAUUACAAAAACGACUGGCUGUUGUAUCGGCCUUGGUCGCUUACAGAGCUGUAUUGGAGCCAACGCUACUCCAGGCCUGGGGUGUUGAUGCGACGUGA